This is a messenger RNA of Aphanomyces astaci, 710 nucleotides long. RefSeq lists its product as hypothetical. The transcript is spliced from 4 exons. Bases 11 to 625 code for a protein of 204 amino acids. The record is from RefSeq and is a predicted model, not a curated record. Lineage: Eukaryota; Oomycota; Saprolegniomycetes; Saprolegniales; Verrucalvaceae.
CGCGACUCUGAUGGGUGCUACGACGACAGAUGACGCGGAGGGCUGGAUGGCAUUGGACGUGGAUUUCGAGACUAACGAACAUGAGCUACAGUUUGGAAUUCCCGGCUUGCCUGCAUCGUGGACACUGUUUCUAUUGGGCAACGGAUCACCUACCCAUCAACUCGGUCUUCUCACUGGGAGCAAGACGGAAGUGGACGUGAUCGACUUUUCCUGCAUCAAUGGGUCGUUGGACAACGCACCGGUUGACAUCGCGGAAAUCCGAGAGCCGCGGCAUCGGCGCCAAGUGUGGCUUCGCAAUGCCAAAGGCGAGCGCUUGGGCUAUGCUUCGUCAUGGUGGAGCAGUGGCGAUAUAAACUCGAUCUUUGGCCAAGACCGAACGUUUCCCAUUGGCAGCAGCAUCAAAGACAACAAGAAGGAACUAUUCCGUGACAUGAAGUCCAUCUUCCACGGCCACUCGCCCGCGUUGGAAGCCGAGUUUGGGCAUAAGGGGCCAUUUUGGGGGCGGUGGUACCUGUUCAGGCAGGGCGGGAAGCCUCUGACGCUGAUUUACGAAGUGUUUUCGCCAGGGUUGUGCAAGUACUUGGGACCCAUCGACGCCCCAUUGCCCAGACACCACCACGCUUAGGCCAGUUACUGUGUGUAGCCACCCCCGAACAACAAGCAUCAAUACAUCGUCUAAUGUUUGCCAAUGAAGAUUCCCUUCAAGAGGA